Plenodomus lingam JN3 is the source of this 2304-nucleotide messenger RNA. The record is from RefSeq and is a predicted model, not a curated record. NCBI's taxonomy places the organism in Eukaryota, Fungi, Ascomycota, Dothideomycetes, Pleosporales, Leptosphaeriaceae.
AUGCAGCGCCUCCGUCGUACUAUAGCUGAUAGAUCGGCUUGUCUCGCUGCGGAGCGCAUGCGUUGCCUCCCACACCCCCUCCCCCACGCCCACGCCCGCGACGCCCAUACAUCACGCCGCAACGCCUCGUCGCCAGCAAACAACCGCCAGUGCCUCUCAUCCCACCUGCACUGUGCUGUCCCUCACGAACCAUCCCCCGCCCGCCUGUUUUGGAGGCCCAGACGGACGGGCGAUCAGGCGCAACGCCGGGCGUCCAUGGCCAGCCCCAGUCCGCUGGCACAGGACGAGCAGCAGCAGCAGCAGCAGCAAGAGCACUACGAAUCUACCCACCCACAUCCACCCUCUCUCUCUUCCCUCCUGUCCACCUCCCCCAACGCCAUCGCUGCUGUCGUCACUCUCGCCACCCUCUCCGACAGCAGGCCGCCCACCAGCUUUGGGCAAGACCAUGUGCAUGUCAUGGACGGGGACGGCGACGACGAAGACGACGACUACGACGGGGGCAUCUCUCUCCUAGACAUGCAGCACUUCAUGGAGGAGGAGUCCAUUGUGGGCAUCUACACGACGCAAGAGAACGAGGCCGUCACUGCACCCAUGCACGCAGUCAUGACACAGCACAGUCCUUUUUGGCCCCAUCUGACACCCCUCCCAACCUUGCCAGACCCAGCGCUCGACUUACUGGACGACGCCUCGAUCCCAUUCCAUGUAUCCAAUAUCCAAACGCCAUUGCAUCCGCCUUUCGUCUCCCAGCCCGUGAGCUCGGAUUCGAGCCUGGAGCCACCGCCACUAAUAUACGAUUUUACGGCCUGCGUCGUCGACAAUGCCGCCUUUAUGCCCAUUACCUCCUUUUUCCACAGAGUCGCUCCCCAGCGACCGACAGUGCCUGGCCUAGACCUCCAGGACCUCCCACCCUCCAUCACAAGGCACAAUCUCCGAGGCGACAGUCUCGACUGCCAGGGAAUUGACUGGACGGCACGAAAUACGACCCGAUCGGCUAUGCGGGCGAAGCGAGUCGAGUAUGAGACGGAGAGGCUGUCCUCGUUGGACAGGAACCUGCGAACAUUGAACCCCCCCGUGCCUAACAAGGACAGCUUUUUCCACUUCAGGCGCAACAACCUUCUCCACCGCCCCUUUAUCCCCCACUUCCAACUCCGCAAUAUAAUUACCUCCACCUCGCGCAACGACAUCUUCUACGUCAUUGGCAAAAAAAUCCUCCGUGCAGACGCCGACGGCACCUGUCCCGAACUCCUCACCGACCUGCACAAGCGCAUUGGCUCGGAAAGCCUCGUCACCACCAUCACUGCGCAAGACUCGACUCUGAUCACGGGCGCUUUUGACGGAGAAUACAGCAUCACAGACCUAUCUUCUGCCUACGGCUCUGCCCCCACCGUAGGCCGCAUUUCUCACUUUAACAGUGUCGAUAAAUCGCGAAUAGUAAACCAUCUCCACCUCUUCUCCUCACGCUUCACGACCUCGCCCCAAGCCGUCUUUUGCUCCAACAACAAACGGCUCCAGAUUCUGGAUUGCACGACAAACACCUUUACCCACACCUUUGCCUUUGACGAAUCGCCCAACUGCGCGGCCACGAGCCCAGACGGCCGAUUGCGCGUGAUCGUGGGCGACUUUACGGAAACGCUGAUUACCAAUGCGGAAACGGGACGGCCGUUUGAAGUCCUCAAGUCGCACCGCGACGCCGCCUUUGCCUGUGCAUGGGCCGACGACGGUGUGCACGUUGCCACGGCAGCCCAAGACCACAACAUUGUCAUUUGGGAUGCGAGGCACUGGGCGCGUCCCCUCAGUGUCCAGACGAGCGAACUCUCUAUUCCACGCUCCCUCCGCUUCUCCCCCGUCGGCUCCGGUCCACGUGUCUUGGUUUGCGCCGAGGCAGACGACUAUGUCGAUGUGUUUAAUGCGCAGACGUGGGCGUCGAAACAGACGUUUGACUUUUUCGGUCCGAUUGGUGGCGUCAGCUUUACGCCGGAUGGGCGCAGUUUGUUCGUGGCCAAUACGGAGAGGCGGUUUGGAGGGAUCAUCGAGUUGGAGAGGAGUGGAUGGGGGGAGGGAAAGAGGAGGAGAAGGGAUAAGAGGGCGAGGGGGAGGGGGAUGUGGGGUUUCAGGGGUCGGCAGCGUGACGACCAUGACUUUGACGAUGACCUUCAUGAUGAUGACGACGACGACGACGAUGGUGGAGAGGAUGUUGUGACUGAUUGGAUCCCUGAUUCUCAGCUUGAAGAAUCUCAGCGCGUGGUCGAGGGCGUGGUGGGGAGGGAGAGACGGGGACUGGAUUUUGAAGGGUUAGUGGUGUAA